UGGGGAGCCUGAGGUCUAAAAGCGUGAGCCUCGGAAGCUGGAUGACAACCACGGUGCUCUCUGUGCCUUCACCCCAGUCCUUCUACUGCUAACACAGCCCCAGGCCAAGAACAUGGACAAGCUGCUGCUUCUGGUCUCUGUCCUUGCCAGUCUCCUGGGGGCCUUUGCUGGCACAGACCUCAGGGGUAAGGUAUUUGUGUUCCCUCAAGAAUCUUCUACUGACCAUGUGACCUUGACUCCAAAGAUGGAGAAGCCUCUGAAGAGCUUUACCUUGUGUUUCCGAGCCUACAGCGACCUGAGCCGUGCCCACAGCCUCUUCUCCUACAAUGCCCGGGGCAAGGACAAUGAGAUCCUUGUCUUCAAGGAAAGAGUUGGGGAGUACUCCCUGCACAUUGGAAAAACCAAAGUCACCUUCAGAGUUGCCGAGGUGUUCCUCAGCCCCGCGCACAUCUGUGUUACCUGGGAGUCUUCCACAGGCAUUGCUGAGUUUUGGGUCAAUGGGAAGCCACUGGUGAAGAAGGGUCUGAAGCAGGGCUACUCAGUGGCGACUCAGCCCAAGAUCAUCCUGGGGCAGGAGCAGGAUUCAUAUGGAGGGGGGUUUGACGUGAACCAGUCCUUCGUGGGGGAGAUCGGGGACUUGUACAUGUGGGACUCUGUGCUGUCCACACAACAGAUCCUGUCUGUGCAGCAAGGAUCCUACCUCCUUGAUCCCAACGUGCUGGACUGGAGUGCUCUGGACUAUGAGAGUCAAGGCUACGUGGUCAUCAAACCCCUGGUCUGGGACUGAGGUCUUCAGUCAACAGGAGCCUCUGAGAGCGAAAUGUGUGAGGAAUCCACUCAAGACAACGCCAUGAGAGAUCCCAUAUCCAGAGUGCUUUUGCCUUUGAAUUUCCUGUCUCUGUGUCACUGAGUAGGAAAGUGUGUUGUGUCAUCCCACCUGCAUUUUUUUAGUAUGCAUGGUCUCAAGCAUUUCACUUUGAUCCACUUA
This is a messenger RNA of Lutra lutra (Eurasian river otter), 988 nucleotides long. It is a transcript of the gene APCS, whose product is annotated as amyloid P component, serum. Bases 113 to 787 code for a protein of 224 amino acids. Gene Ontology annotation, molecular function: complement component C1q complex binding. Lineage: Eukaryota; Metazoa; Chordata; Mammalia; Carnivora; Mustelidae. Gene Ontology annotation, biological process: innate immune response. The record is from RefSeq and is a predicted model, not a curated record. The transcript is spliced from 2 exons.